GAUUUUGAAAUUUACUCCUAAAGCCUAAGCCGACAACAGUAGGGGAGAACCAAAAGUACCAACCCAAUCACAAGGCCAAAACCCAUCAUAACUUGCAUACUCCGCCUUCUCAUACCACACGUGGCAAAACAUAGCUGAACCUUAAUCCUUACAUAUCUACCACUCCAGUCACUUAUUACACUGUUGUAUGGAUAAUACAAGGACAGAAGUGGAAGUAAUCCAGAGAAGAAGAAACUGAAAAAAUGGCGGGUUCCUUAACAGUUUCAGCACUCCCCAGGAUUUUGUCCCAACAAAACUCUGAAUUGUACAUAAUCAAGAGAAGCCCACGUCCUUCGUUGUUUCUGAGAAAUGGAGUAAAAUUUGGUAAGAAUAGUCGGACGAAAUUGUUUGCUGGGCUGUCGGAAAUAGAACCCGAUCUCAACGAAGAUCCCAAGGACAGAUGGGCCACAAAUGGAAUUGAUGAGGCAGACUUUAAGUAUGGGAAGUAUGAUGACCAUCAUACAUACUAUGAAACUGAUGAUAAAGGAUCAUUUUGGGGAUCAAUUGCCGAAGAUUAUGCAGCAAUUGGCCCUCCUUCUGGAUUUCAAGGUCUCAUUUCCUGGCUAUUCCUUCCUGCGAUUGCUGCUGGGAUGUACUUCAAUGUUCCGGGAGAGUACUUGUACAUUGGUGCAGCUGUGUUCACUAUCGUAUUUUGCAUCAUAGAGAUGGACAAGCCUAGCGAGCCACACAACUUCGAGCCUCAGAUAUACAACAUGGAGCGAGGAGCCCGCGACAAGUUGAUGUCCGACUACAACACGAUGGACAUAUGGGAUUUUAAUGAGAAAUAUGGAGAUUUAUGGGAUUUCACCGUGAAAAAGGACGACAUCGUAAAGAGAUGAAAUUAUCAAUCGAUAGCAAAUAUGAACUUUCUACAUCAAUUUUAGGUGGCUCAUAGCCGUCAUCAUACAAGGGAUUGCUUUGGCUGUCGAGCAGCUAAGAAACUGGUUAAGCGGAGUUCUGCAAAGUAUUUCUGGGCUUUUGCCGUCCAGCUUCUAUUUUUUUUUUUUUUUUGUUGUUUUCUAAUAGAAACGAUGAUUGUACAUUAAAUCAAUAUCGAUAAACCAACAAAUGCAGUCGUCAUUCAAUCAAUAAA
Molecule: messenger RNA, 1132 nt
Organism: Sesamum indicum (sesame)
Lineage: Eukaryota; Viridiplantae; Streptophyta; Magnoliopsida; Lamiales; Pedaliaceae
Gene: PNSB5
Product: NAD(P)H dehydrogenase 18
Biological process (GO): response to oxidative stress
Cellular component (GO): chloroplast
Source: RefSeq, a predicted model, not a curated record